Messenger RNA from Bacidia gigantensis, 681 nucleotides. RefSeq lists its product as uncharacterized. The coding region runs from base 1 to 681 and encodes 226 amino acids. The transcript has a single exon. NCBI's taxonomy places the organism in Eukaryota, Fungi, Ascomycota, Lecanoromycetes, Lecanorales, Ramalinaceae. The record is from RefSeq and is a predicted model, not a curated record.
AUGUAUAGCAUUCAGGUAGAAGCCAUGUUCCAAGUUGUCUCCUGGUACACCAAGCAAGCACAUACCACGGACGCCAAGUUUACAAUAUUCGCGGGGAACACACCCGUGCUCGGAAUCAAAGUCACCAAAUGGCCUCCCGAAAGAAACACGGACGCAGCAGCGCUGAAUUACAACCUCAUGGCAGAGCAUACGUCCUUCAAUACUACCGGACAGCCUGUGACUCUGCGUAAAUACCCUACCACCGUGUCCACAUCACCCGCCUCUCCGUAUUCAAUAUCCACCACGAACGAUACGGCCACCCCAUCCCUAUCCAUGUCCAGUCGCGAGGGCGUUACUGCCAUCUACCGCUUCCAACCCCCCACUCUCAUCGAACAAGGGUUCUUCCUCGCACUCACUUGGGCUUUAGUUGAGCUUGCAAGACUGGCAAAGGACUAUUCAUUUAGGGGUAAUGCCAAUUACAAACUUGAAGACGUGCCUUACGAUUUUGAUAUCAUAAGUUUGCAGGAGAAUGAACCGACGAUGAAGAAUGAAGAUAUCAUUGAGGCCGUGAAGUAUAUAGCGACGGAGAAUGUGAGGCUAGGGAUAUUGGCUACAACGGUCGGGGAGAUAUAUUGGACGAGAUCCGGUGCGACGAGGAUAUUAGGGGAGGUGAGGUUGGGGGGCAUGUUGAUGUCGAAAUAG